CUUCCUCGUCUCCGUGGAUCCGACUUCGAACGCGAAGGCUCGAUUCUAAAGCUUCGUUCCGGGGUUUCGGCUUUUGCAAUGGAGAAGGCAUGGGUUCGGUGCUGCGAUGGAGUCUCUGCAAUCGUCUUCACCGUUUCUUAUGCAGUCUCCCUCUUCUUCUUAGCUAUUGUCGGAAGUACACUGGGAGCAUUCGUGGGAGUUCUGAUCAAUGUGAAAAGCCGGAACAACCUCUUUUACAGCGUGGUGGUAGGAGCAAUUGCUGGCGGCAAGUUCUUGACUAAUGCCUUCAGAAUGUCCAUUUCUUUCUGGCUGUCUGAUGAUUGUUUUUUCAGCAACAUUCUUCAAUCGACUGACUCGACGACAGAACUCCAUGCCGGAGAAUUAGUUCAACAGUUGUUGUAUAGUCUCACCCUGUCGAGAUUAGAGCAGACUCUGGCACAUGCCGACAAUAUGAUCAGCGAAAUCACGGUAGACCACACCAAAGUGUCGAAGAAUUUGUGCGACAGGAUUCCUAGGAUUAAAAUAACAGAGGACCGCUUGUUGGAUUCUUCGGGAAACAGAAACUCCUGCUCAAUAUGCCUUCAGGACUUCGAAUGUAAAGAUGAGGCGAGGAGACUGCCUAACUGUCGCCACUUGUUUCAUCUGCAUUGCAUCGAUAAGUGGAUUUGCAAGCAAAGAUCUUGUCCUUUAUGUAGAAGUCCCGUAGUUCAAGUGAAUUAAUUAGGUUAUGCAUUCUUUCAUUCAAGUAGUUUAAACAGGUCACCCAUUCUUUCAUUUUUUUGGUCUAUUGUUGCACUGCAAAACUCUAGUGAAUAUGCUAUGAGUGAGCUUUCGCAUUCAAAAUGCGACACCUGUAAACAUAUCCAAACAGAAGGGUCACUUAGACAAUACUACCUUUGUAUGUAUGUAACUGUUAUCAGAAUAGACUAAGAUUUCUAGAUUUGUCAAAGAAAUUCAUGAACUUUGCUCUAGCAA
Syzygium oleosum is the source of this 975-nucleotide messenger RNA. Its product is annotated as NEP1-interacting protein 1-like. Lineage: Eukaryota; Viridiplantae; Streptophyta; Magnoliopsida; Myrtales; Myrtaceae. The record is from RefSeq and is a predicted model, not a curated record. The transcript is spliced from 4 exons. The coding region runs from base 79 to 720 and encodes 213 amino acids.